Messenger RNA from Clavispora lusitaniae ATCC 42720, 1899 nucleotides. RefSeq names its product Rfx2p (gene RFX2). Gene Ontology annotation, biological process: regulation of DNA-templated transcription. NCBI's taxonomy places the organism in Eukaryota, Fungi, Ascomycota, Pichiomycetes, Serinales, Metschnikowiaceae. The record is from RefSeq and is a predicted model, not a curated record. Gene Ontology annotation, molecular function: DNA binding.
AUGCCCGAUUCUCCCGCAGUGAAACACGAGCGCCGAUCUUCGUCUGUGGCCCACUUUCAGUUUGCGCCGCCCACUGCGCCAACUGCGCCAACUGCAACUGCGCCAACUGCGCCAACUGCGCCAACUGAACCAUACACUGCACCAACUGCACCAUACACUGCGCCGUCCACGGUUUUCGACCUUGCAGAGUCUCCGGCGGUGCCGUUGCUACCGCCGCAGUCGGCGCCCAUGUCUUUCGCCGAGUGCGAGCCCAUGCCGCAGGCAGCUUCGGCGCCGCCCGACUACCAUGCCCAGCCGGCCGAUUUCCAUACGCUGCUUCUUGGCGGCCAGUGGUUUUUGGACAGCGAACAGGUGCCGUUCAAGGCGCAUGCGGCGCGGACACACACCAAAAACGUUUCCAUUUCGCUGUACUUCGACACGGUGCACUUGCACGACAGCGAGCCCCUUCCAUUGGGGCCGAGCCAGGCGUCUGUGGGGCCGAGCCAGGCGUCUGCGGGGCCGAGCCAGGCGCCGGCUGGCAUGACCAGUUCUAGCAGUGCGCUUGCAGGCGCCGAAGCGGCGCAAGCUAGCGAAGCCGGUGAAGCUGGUGGAGCUGGUGAAGCCAUAGGUGGUCCAGGCAGGCACGAACUUUCUGGUUCUGGGCUCGACGUUUCUGGUACUGGACUCGACGUUUCUGCCUCUGUUCCUUCCUCUGUUCCUUCCUCUGUUCCUGUUUCUGCCUCAGUUCCCGGCCCUGGCCCUGAUUCUGUCUCUCCCGACUUGCAGCGCCUCCUCUGGCAGAUCCGCGCCGUCGACGCCUUCAACUUCAACACAUACCUCCUCGCGCUCCUCCGCGCCGAGGGCGCCGCCGUGCCCUUGGACGCCUUCUACAACCUCUUGUACAACGACCGCGCGCUCGACCGGUGCAUGGAGGUGCGCGCCUGCGACCGCGUCGACCGCCGCAGCGCGCCCGGGCGCUUUGCGCGAUCCGUGCGGCAUCUCCGCGCUGGUGUUGGCGGUGUUCGCGCAGCCCGAGACGCCUCCAGCAGUAUUUCCCGCGCGCCAACCUCGGCGAGAUGCAAGUUUGCGUCCAUCAACAUCCACGAGGUGCGGCGGCUGUUUUUGGCGCUCAAGUUGCUCACCACCACGUUGGUGGUUGUGGAAAACCCGGGUUGUGAGCGCCGUGGCCACCAUCCCGCGCCACACCAUCUACAAGGUGUACUAUUUCUUGUGCCAGACGCUCAUGGCCAAGUACCCCACGCCGCAGCACGGCGGCGACCGCAGCAUCGUGAUGGGCCACUCCAAGUUGGGCAAGUUGCUCAAGCUCGCGUUCCCGCAGCUCCGGGCCAAGCGCCUCGGCCGCCGCGGCGAGUCCAAGUACAACUACUUGGGGGUGGUGUGGAACGAGGCCAUCGUGGACCGCGCGACGCUUGCGCAGUGCGCACUCGACUUGCUGCGGCUCCAGGAGCAUGUGCAGAAGCUGGUGCGGAGCGUGGUGGCCGCGGCGGCGGGCCAGGACCAAGUGGCACGAGGCGUGGCCGGGUGGCGCAGCUUCGGCGGUGCGAGCAAGCGGCCACUUCUUCAAUUUCUUCCAUUUCUUCCAUUUCUCCCUCCGUUUCGACCGCGCUGGACGUGGCCGCGCUCUUGGGACAUGGCCGCGCGCGCGCGCCACCGCCACUAUCUCUUCGAGCAGGUGUGCGUGCGCCUCGAGCGCGGCGCGAGCCCAGCCUACUUGCUUGCGAUAGCGCUCGAGGCGCUUCCGCGCAUGAUGGAGCCGGCGCGCGCGCUCGAGGCGAACGUGUCGUUUUUCGCUGCGCGCAUCGCCGCGCACGGCCCGCCGCGGUACGCCCCGUUGGUGCGGCGCCUCGUGCGCCUCCGCGCCGUGGUGGCGGCGCUCGACGCCCCUGUCCCUGUCCCUGA